This is a messenger RNA of Coffea arabica (coffee), 1193 nucleotides long. Its product is annotated as F-actin-capping protein subunit beta. The record is from RefSeq and is a predicted model, not a curated record. Gene Ontology annotation, biological process: barbed-end actin filament capping; actin cytoskeleton organization; cell morphogenesis. Gene Ontology annotation, molecular function: actin filament binding. Gene Ontology annotation, cellular component: F-actin capping protein complex; cytoplasm. Lineage: Eukaryota; Viridiplantae; Streptophyta; Magnoliopsida; Gentianales; Rubiaceae.
GCAAAAUACUUUUCUCUCUAUCCACCUGUCCAUACAGGGCUAUUAAGCAAUACAGUUGAAUGUAGAGAGAGAAAGUGGGGGUGGUGGUUUUGGUUUUGAAAAAUGGAGGCGGCAAUGGGGUUGAUGAGAAGAAUUCCGCCCAAGCAUAGCGAAACGGCGCUUUCUGCACUGCUCAGCCUAUUGCCUCACCAUUCCUCCGAUCUCCUUUCUCAGGUCGAUCAGCCUCUCCAGGUUUUAUGUGAUGUGGACUGUGGGAAAGAGUUCAUUUUGUGUGAAUACAACAGAGAUGCUGACUCUUACAGGUCGCCCUGGUCAAAUAAAUAUCAUCCACCACUAGAAGAUGGACCUCAUCCAUCACCAGAAUUGAGAAAACUUGAGAUUGAAGCAAAUGAAGUUUUUGCUGUCUAUCGUGAGCAGUACUAUGAAGGUGGAAUUUCAUCCGUAUAUCUAUGGGAAGAUGAAAAUGAAGGGUUUGUAGCUUGUUUCUUAAUAAAGAAAGAUGGCUCGAAGACUGCACAUGGUAAAAGAGGUUACCUGCAGGAAGGAGCUUGGGAUGCCAUACACGUUAUUGAGGUGGGUCCCGAGGAAGAAGGAAAAGCCCAUUACUGUUUGACAAGUACAGUUAUGUUGUCAUUGACCACAAAUGAUGAGUCAUCAGGCACCUUUAAUUUGUCCGGAUCAAUUAGAAGACAGAUGAACAUGGACCUCUCAGUUGCAGAAGGUCAUUUAUGCAACAUGGGAAAAAUGAUUGAAGAAAUGGAGGGAAAACUUAGAAACUCUCUGGAUCAGCUUUAUUUUGGGAAAACAAAAGAAAUGGUUUGUACCCUGCGGCCUCCAGCUGAACUGGUGCAGAUGAGACUGCCUGAUAGCUGAGAUUCUUUUCUGCCUCUGUUAUAUGUGCUUUUAAGCGCAUGGAUUUUCUUCAUCUGUACCAAUAGUUUGACACUACCCCUAUAAAUUUCUUGUCUUCCACCAAUUCUAGUAAACCAUCUCGCUCGCCCUCAUUUUUCUCUAUAAAAGUAGUAGGUAGUAGGUCACUCUUGUGAUUAAUCAUGGCGUAAAUCUGCGGUUAUUUGAGGAAGAGAAGUUUGUUUACCGUCAAAUAGAUUUUCUGACCUUGAUUCUAGAGCAUGUCAUACUUCAUUGAAUUUGUCCAUUUGUUUACUCAUCUAUUUAUUGGAAAUUUGGCGGGG